AUGGAAGUGCCUGUCUCUGUGUCCAAGCAUCUAGAUGUGUUUGAUGGUGGGUUCCUGAGUGUGUAUCUUGGUACUUUUGGAUCGGUUUCCUUCAAUGAAAUUGUGGAUGGGGUGGACCAGAUGAUCCCUGAGAUCCAAACUAAUCCGGUGCCUUUUUUGUUCCAGAACACCCCCAAAUCUGGUCCCCGCCGAGCCUGGACUGGGCCAAUUCGCCGGCUCAUGACAAUUGCCUUUGCCCUGCUCAUCCUAGGUGUCAUUUCUUGGGCCUAUGCUGUGGGUGUUCCUUUGGCUUCCGAUCGUUAUGGCCUCUUAGCCUUCGGCCUCUAUGGGGCCUUUCUCUCAGCACACCUGGUGGCCCAGAGCCUCUUUGCCUACCUAGAACACCGGCAAGUUGCUGCCCGGGCGGCCCGGGAGAAGCCCAAAUGCUCUCGGCGGGUGGCAUUGACCAUCUCUGCCUACCAAGAGGAUGCUGACUACCUGCGUCAGUGCCUGCUAUCAGCCCGGGCGCUGCAGUACCCGAGGGAGCGCCUCCGGGUGCUACUGGUGGUGGAUGGCAACCGGGAGGAGGACAUGUACAUGGUGGAGAUGUUCCGGGAAGUUUUCGAAGCCGAGAACCCUGCCACCUUUGUGUGGGAUGGGAACUAUCACCAGCCAUGGGCCCCCCAAGUGUCAGGGGAUGGUGGCAAAGCUGGGGAGGUGGAAGCCGGUGGCUAUGUGGAGGUGGAGGCUGAGGACCCAGGGCGGCUGACUGUGGAGGCCCUGGUGAGAAGCCACCGAUGUGUGUGCGUGGCUCAGCGCUGGGGUGGCAAGAGAGAGGUCAUGUAUACAGCCUUCAAGGCCCUCGGGGACUCCGUGGACUAUGUGCAGGUGUGUGACUCCGACACGAGGCUGGAUCCCAUGGCCCUGCUCGAGUUGUCCCGAGUGCUGGAUGAGGACAUGACUGUUGGGGCUGUGGGUGGGGAUGUGCGGAUCCUCAAUCCUUUGGACUCCUGGGUCAGCUUCCUGAGUAGCCUCAGAUACUGGGUGGCCUUCAACGUGGAGCGAGCCUGCCAGAGCUACUUCCGAUGUGUUUCUUGUGUCAGCGGCCCUCUCGGUCUGUAUAGGAAUGACCUGUUGCAGCAGUUCCUGGAGGCCUGGUACAAUCAGAAGUUUCUGGGCACCCACUGCACUUUUGGGGAUGACCGCCAUCUCACCAACCGCAUGCUCAGUAUGGGCUACGCCACCAAGUACACGUCUCUGUCCCGCUGCUACUCGGAGACGCCGGCGUCCUUCCUGCGCUGGCUCAGCCAGCAGACGCGCUGGUCCAAGUCCUAUUUCCGCGAGUGGCUGUACAACGCGCUGUGGUGGCACCGGCACCACGCCUGGAUGACUUACGAGGCCGUGGUGUCGGGGCUCUUCCCGUUCUUCGUGGCCGCCACCGUGCUGCGCCUCUUCUACGCCGGCUCUCCGUGGGCGCUGCUCUGGGUGCUGCUGUGCGUGCAGGGCGUGGCGGCGGCCAAGGCGGCCUUCGCGGCGUGGCUGCGGGGCUCGGGCCGGAUGGUGCUGCUCUCCCUCUACGCGCCGCUCUACAUGUGCGGCCUGCUGCCCGCCAAGUUCCUGGCGCUGCUCACCAUGAACCAGAGCGGCUGGGGGACGUCGGGCCGCCGCCGCCUGGCCGCCAACUAUGCCCCCGCGCUGCCGCUGGCGCUGUGGGCCGCCCUGCUGCUCGGGGGCCUGCUGCGCAGCGUGAUCCAGGAGGCGCAGGCUGACUGGAGCAGCGAGGCGCGCAGGACCGAAGCGCGCUAUCUCGCCAUCGGGGCAGUCGCCUACGUGGCCUACUGGGCGCUCAUGCUGGCUUUCUACUGGGUGGGGGUCCGCAGGCUCUGCAGGCCCAGGGCUGGGGGCUACCGGGUGUCCGUGUGA
Molecule: messenger RNA, 1902 nt
Organism: Gracilinanus agilis (Agile Gracile Mouse Opossum)
Lineage: Eukaryota; Metazoa; Chordata; Mammalia; Didelphimorphia; Didelphidae
Gene: HAS1
Product: hyaluronan synthase 1
Exons: 5
Coding region: 1-1902 (633 amino acids)
Biological process (GO): hyaluronan biosynthetic process; extracellular matrix assembly
Molecular function (GO): hyaluronan synthase activity
Source: RefSeq, a predicted model, not a curated record